CGCCGUUUUCAUCGUCCGCAUUUUUCCGAUAGGGGCGGCUUCGUCGGGUUCUUCCACUCUCGAGGCUCAGAAGAAGAGGCGGAGACGAAAGCGAGGUGCGGGAGAGAGAGAGAGGGGGCGGGGGUGAGAGGGAGGAGGAGAAGAAAGAGUGAGGUCUCCAUUCUAGUGUUUCUCUUCACGCGGGACCGGCUCCUCGGCUAGGGAUCCAGGUUUUGUAUUGGAUUUUGGAAGCGUUUCCCGUGUUUUUUUCUUUGUUUUUUACCGACCUCGACGCUUUCUUUUUGUUCUCCGCUUCUCUUUCUCGUUCUCUCCAUGUAGGGGUGGUUUUGUGGAGUUAGGGUUUUGAUUUUUGUGGGACAUUACUGCUCGUAGCUUUAGGUUUGUUGCGAAGGGUUGUGGCUGGAGGAGAUCUAGGGUUAGGUUUUUUAGUUUUAUCUAUUGAGAGUUGGGUGAGGGGGUUUGUGUUAUUCGUUUAUUAAUUUAGGUUUUGGGGUUUGGGGUGAAAGCUAGGGUUUUGCUGCGGACUUUUUGGUUUUUCUGAUGAAGAGCAAAACCCUAUCUUAGACCUCUGAUUGGAGGUGGGCGUAUUGAUUCGGUCUGCAAUGUGAUACUCAUAAAAGGCUAGUGAAAAGAAGAAAGACAGAGCUUGGACAACUUAUUUUGGUGGGAAAUUUGAAUUGAGUACCAUCAACGUCCAGAAUUUAUAUAAAUCCGCCGACAAGUUUUGAAAUUUAUAUUGUACAGAGAUAACUUAUUAUAGUUCUGAAGAAGUGAUUCUGUGGCAUGGUGGUUAUGUAAAAAUUUGAUGGUUUAACCCUUGGAGAAAAAGUGUUUUUUUUACAUUGCACCAAGGUAAAGAAUUGAAGAAAAGUUUGUGAUUUUUUGAUCCAAUGAUGGGGAAAACGCAGAAGUUCUCAAAGGCAUGCUCUUCAGGCUUUGUCCCGGACUACUGGCAUGCAGUUGAGACGGUUGGUGAGUCAGAAGGGUUUGGUAGCUCGGGCCGUGCUGACUCAGAUGACUCUUGUGCGCCAAAAAGGAAGUGUAUAAGCUUAAGUAUGGAAAAAUGUGAUGGUUUCAAUGUCCCAUUGGAAGUAAUUUCUCUGUCGAAGCUGUCUAAUUCAGAGAGGAAGGAGUUGGAAAUUAGAUUGAGAGGAGAGCUUGAGCAGGUUCGGUUAUUUCAGAAGAAAAUACUCUCUAAGAGCAUGAUUGGUGCUAAUGGGGUAGUCAUCUCGUCCUCCAGUGAUGGGCGUGUGAAGAAACAGGAUCCUGUGUGUCAGAAUGGUCCGCAGUUGAAGCGUGGGAACUCGGGAAGGUUCGAAUCUGCUAGGCAGGGUCUGCCGCUUCCUAUUAGCAACUCAUAUGCCAUGUUGAUGAAACAGUGCGAUGCACUUCUGAAGCGCUUGAUGUCACACCAGUAUGGAUGGGUAUUUAAUACUCCUGUUGAUGUGGUGAAGUUGAACAUCCCAGAUUAUUUCCAAAUUAUUAAGCAUCCAAUGGAUCUGGGAACAAUUAAGAGUAAGAUAGCUUCAGGUGCUUAUUCUAGCCCACGGGAUUUUGUGUCAGAUGUAAGGCUUACGUUCACCAAUGCCAUGACCUAUAAUCCACGUGGUAAUGAUGUACAUUUCAUGGCAGAUGUCAUGAGCAAGUUCUUUGAAACCAGAUGGAAACCUAUUGAAAAGAAACUGGCUGCAGCUGAUGCAGCUGUUAAAAGUGAAACAGAAGCUGCCAGGCCAAUGUUGCAGCCAAAGAAGAGAAAAGCAUCUCCUGUUAAUCACAAUAUUGUUGUGCCUCAGACCGUUAAGCUAAAGAUGACAGAGGAGGAGAAGCAGAAUUUGGGUAGGCGCCUAGAAGCUGGGGAGCUUCCAGAACACAUCAUUGAUUUUUUGAGGAGCCAUGCCGGCAUUGCAAAUGAAACUAAUGAGGAUGAGAUAGAGAUUGAUAUUGAUUCUCUUAGUGAGGAUAGUCUGUUUGAAAUAAAGAAGCUUUUAGAUGAUCAUUUGGAAGAGAGACAAGCUGGGCAGCAAGCAAAAGCUGAGCCUUGUGAAAUGGAGAUUCUAAAUGUAUCUGGACUUAGUAAUUCAUCAAUGCAUCCUUGCAAAGGCAAUGAGCCAGCUGAUGAAGAUGUGGAUAUUGGUGGCAAUGACCCUCCUAUUUCAAGCUAUCCGCCGGUGGUGAUAGAGAAAGAUACAGCAUUUAGAAACAACAAGUGUAGUAGUUCAAGCAGUUCUAGUAGUGAUUCAGGGUCAUCUUCGAGUGAUUCAGACACUGGUAGCUCCUCAGGAAGUGAAUCACAUAUAAAAAUUGUUAGUCCUACAAAGGUUAUCAAGGAAAAUGUACAAUAUGGGGCAGCUUUGGACCAAGAAAAAAGUGAUAUCUUAAACCCACUAGAUGCAAGUGGAUCUUCUGAUAGGCUACAUCAACUUGAACAGGAUGUGCAUUCUGUGCCUGCAUCUGUCGAGGCAAAUAGCCACCAAGAGGGGGAGAAUGCUCCAUGUCAGAGGCAAGUCUCCCCUGAAAAGCUCUAUCGAGCAGCUUUAUUGAGAAGUCGCUUUGCUGAUACAAUCCUCAAAGCUCGUGAGAAGACACUUGACCAGGGUGAGAAGAGGGAUCCGGAGAAGCUUCGGCUGGAGAGGGAGGAGCUUGAGAGGCAAAAAAGGGAAGAGAAAGCUCGGCUGCAAGCAGAAGCAAAGGCUGCCGAAGAAGCUCGAAAGCAAGCCGAAGCAGAAGCUGCAGCAGAAGCUAAGCGCAAACGUGAACUCGAGAGAGAAGCAGCACGUCAAGCCUUGCUUCAGAUGGAGAAGACUGCAGAGAUCAAUGAGAACAAUCUAUUUCUAAAAGAUCUAGAGAUGCUUAGCACCGUUCCAGCUGAGCAUGUACCUAGUUCUGUUGGUGAGUCAAGCCCUACUCUCUCACAGGAGGGUAUGGGCUGUAUUAAACUGGGAGGCACUAACCCUUUAGAACAACUUGGGUUGUACAUAAAAGUUGAUGAUGAAGAGGAGGAAGAUGGUGAGGCAAGGACUAUACCUGUUAAUGAUGUCGAGGAAGGAGAAAUUGAUUGACCGUUUUCAUGUCUUCCAACUACAUAUGCGCCCAUGGACUGAGUAAUCACCACAGUAUUCUGCUGAUGCGGCAGACUGGGCCCAAAUUCAUCAUGAAUAUGGGUUUUUUUUUGGGGGGGUCUAAGCCAACCACAUACAAGAUUGUCAUGGUUUUGUUGCUGAGCAGGCUACUGAGGACGUGCUACAUUGGUUUCUUGCUUGUAAUUUUAGUGACCUUCAGUUUUGGAGUUGAGAAGCAGGUUGGUCCCAUCGGGAAGCUUGCAUGCUCUAUGCUAGCUAUAAGUAUGAACUAGUUGCAGUAGGACGCCAUCGCCCAUCAGUGGAAAUUGGUGAUUGAUUGUAGCCCAGUCUGACACUUGUGCUGCUGAUUCAAAAUAGGUGAUAUUUAUAUGCUGAAUUGUGACAUCAGAUGUAUUCCAUGUGGCCUGUUACAAUGUGGGAGCUGUAGGAGGUUUUGUACAUUGUUGUUGAUACAUACAUUUUUUUUGCUUUUGCUCCCAUAACUGUACAAAGACAGCUGAUAGAUUCAACAAAGUUCCUUCAUUCUUAUUGCUGUGG
Messenger RNA from Elaeis guineensis (African oil palm), 3617 nucleotides. RefSeq names its product transcription factor GTE10. The record is from RefSeq and is a predicted model, not a curated record. Gene Ontology annotation, molecular function: protein binding. NCBI's taxonomy places the organism in Eukaryota, Viridiplantae, Streptophyta, Magnoliopsida, Arecales, Arecaceae.